UGAAUGAAAAUGUUAGGAGCUCGAUGUGACCGGCGCUGCUACCACCUUUCUGUCAAUUUGUUCACGUCAUUUUUGCAUUUUUCUUCAUAAUACCCAUUCAUUUUUUAAUUUUCGACACAUGACGCGAAAUGAUUUUCUUUCCGUUUUUCACGAGAUAAAGGCGCAUUCAUGAAAAUACGUUAAUCAAAUGCUGUUUCAUUUUGACCUACGUAUAAUUGGGUUCGCCUUAUUUCUCUUAACCUAACUGGAUAGUUAAUCAUUUACCUACUAUUAUCUACUAAAAAAUUGGAAUUUCCCUACGAAUAAAACUCAAUGUUAAAAUUAAAUCUGCAUGAUUAAUUUAUUGCGUAAUAAAUGGAACUUGACUUAUAAAGAUGAGUCGUACAAUGGAUGAAAAGGAAGAAUUGGUUAAAAAAUCUUUAUUUAGUUUUGUAAGAAAAGAGGUACCCAGUGCCCAAUUAAGUUUGAUAGAUGACAUUGUCCUGAGUUAUGUAGUGAGUAUGGUAGAAGAAAGUGCACUUGAGGAAGAUCUGGAUGUUGAUGGACUAUGUGAAAUGGUUUCUGCUUGUCUUCCUGAGUUUUCUACCAUUGAGAAAGAAGCAGUAUCCAAAUGGCUGUUGGAUAUUGAAAGUAAAUUACGGCAAGAAAGUAAAGAGAAUGAAAAUUGUCAACCUCAAGAUCCCUUGAGUCAUAUUAGUUUAACAGCUUUAUUACCUCCUGGUACACAAAGAAUGAGAGUUCACCAUCUCUCAGAAACUAGCGAUGCUGGAAGUGAUUCUAGUGGAGAAUAUUUUUCGGAAGAAUCAUCUUGGCAUCAAGUAGCACUUUUGCAAGAAAUGUUCCCAGCUGCAAGUCCAGCAGAAGCCAGACAUUGUUUGGCAGUUGCUGGCGGUGAUAUAGCAAAGGCGGCACAACUUGCGCUUCAUAGACAAGAAGCAGGACAGAGUAUCGUUAGUAACCUUACUUUUCUAACACCAAACGGUCGUAACAAGGCUAGAGUGAAUGACGAGGAAUUGAAAUCACGUAUUAUAGCGCGGUAUAGUUAUGUCGACAGGGAUGACGAUUCACGCGAGCAUCGUCCAGUCGCACCGAAAACGGAACCAAAAAAAUUAGUACGCUAUUUAGACAACAAGAUUGUGAGUGUGAAGGGAGAACGAUACACUGAAGUAAGAAGGGGCGGCGAAGAGGAGGAUGGCAAUGAAGGUGGAAGGAAAAGAGGUCAUUGCCGACCGUAACCAGCCCCUUUGCCUCCACCCCCCGAUCCACCCCCUUGGAGGCAUCUGAUUUCAAAUUAAAGCUUUCACUUAGAUUCUCUUGUCUUGCUUAUAAGAAAUGCGGACAGGGUGUUGAAUUUCUACAUACUUGCAAGCAUACUUUUUAUUUUUUUUUUUUUUUUCAAUUGUAUUUGUCUUAUUUACGGUGACUUUUAUGGAUUGUAGAAUUUUUUUUAAUCUUUUUGUGCGUGAUAUUACUCAUAUUGUGAUUUUAUGCAAGAGAUUUGUUGCAUUUUAACAAAUCACAUAUAUGCAUGCCGUUCACAUAUGGCGUGCCGUUCGUGGUAUGGAACGACGAAAAUUUCUUCCUAACGGUACAUUGCUAAUAUAAAGAAUCAUUAUUAUUAUUAUUAUUAUGUCGCAGUUUAAGUACCUGUUAACGUAUAAUCAACUUACGUUUGAAACUUUCUACACUCUAUCAAGUGUAGAAUGAUGACAAAGUAAAUUUAUCAUUUUUAGUUUAGAGAAGCUUUUUUAUGUCAACGAACUUACAGGUUAAUUAAAAUGUAAUUGCAGAAAGCAAUUUUGUAAUAUUUUAUUGUUUCUGACAGUUUUUUAGACUUUAAGAUCAACGCUAUAAUUUAAGAAUUUUAUUUAUGAACAAAUGACCACUAUAAGUUCGUUUAUUAAACUUAAAAUUCAAUUUCUGCAAUAUAAUGUCGAUAAUUUUGCAUUUUCACACAUGCAUACACACCUUUACUAUUAAAAUAAUAUGCACAUUUUAUUUAUUAAACAUGUCGUGUGUCUCAUGUUUUUCAAUGAAUAUCCAACGAUUGUUAAAUUAACGAUUAUAAUUAAGUCUAUGACGUGCUGAUAUUUUUUCAAAUAGAUUAGAAUUGUAUUAGGUACCCAGAAAAAUUCUUUCCAAUUUUUGUUGAUCAUAAUUUUAGAAAUUGACAAAUUUUUAGAAGUGGAAAAAAUUAUUGUUAUUACUAUUAACUAUUUUAUUGUGAUAAGUCAGGAUAGUGGAUGAAAGAUUAUGUUCCAACCAUCACAUUUGUCGAAUCUCUCAUUAGCAGAUUUUCAUUUCUGAAUUUGAAUAACCAUAUGAGGAAUAAGUAGUUUAAUAAUGAAAAUAAUCUGAAAGAGAAAGUAUCAAGAUUUUUCACGAUAAAAUAAAAAAUUUUUAUAAAAAUGGCAUUUUAAUAAAAUGUGAAGGUUCAUAUUUUGAUAAAUAAAUUCAUUUUAAAAUAAGAAUAUGUUUCUGUAAUUUUUCGUAUGGAAAAACAGCAAGAACUUUUUUGGAUACCUAAUAUAUUUUAUAAUAUUAAUAGUAAGAUUAUAAUAGUAAAAUUAAUUCAACUGAUUGUUUAUAAACUGAAAUUGAGUGAAAAAUGUCUCACUCUAUCUUUCGCUUUCUGUUUGUCUUUUUCUCUCUUUCAGAUGUGAUGAAGAAGUACGUAAAAACGAUAAAAUAAGUGAUAUAAUAUCUUUGCAAAGAAUUCGAUUCUUUGCAAUAGCAUUAAAAAUAAAAUGAUAUAUAACAAAAAAAACGUUUAGGAAUUUUUAUGUGCACAUUUAUUCGAAAAAAAAAAUCGAAAAAUUUCAAAUAAAUAAUUAUUCUAAGCAUGCAUAGUUAUAAUUAUUGUCUAUAAAUAUAAUCGAAAUUUACCAAAAGUUUAAUAUCAUAUUAAUUGUAAAAAGAAAAACUAUCGUGCAAGUAAAUACUGUGUGCAUACUGAAUCUUUUGGUAUCGCAAGAAAAUUAUCAAUUUGUAGAUUUCGGAUAAUGAAUUGUAGUGUACGUAUUAGAAAUAAAAAAAUAAACACACACACACACACAUACACACGUGCAACACAAAUAUUAUAUACAUAUACAUGUAAUAGAUAUAUAAGCGGGAUGAAAAAAAUGCUUACCGCGCCAUAUAAUUUACCAGUAUUACUAUUGUUAUUGCUAUUAUUGCAAACUUUAAAAUGUAGACAGAUAUAAUCAUCUAACUUUUAAAAUAUUAAUAAAGUCGAAUAAUGUACACUUCCAAUAAUAUAUAUAUUACAGAGCGAAGUUUAACAAUAAAUUCAUAGGGACAUCAAAUUUUGACAUUACAUCAUUAUUGCUGAUUACUGUCUGACACAGAAAAAGUGCAAUAGAUCAGAAAUAUAAAUUUAUAUUUUCAUAUUUUAGUUGGCCCCAUUGAUGCACUAUUAGUCAUUGAAUUUUAAUUACUAUUAAUUUAAAAAAUUUAUUAAUUCAUUCUAUUAAAUGUGAGUCUUUUCUAUUAAGGUAUAUGUUUAUGAAAUUUUCAUUCUAAUUAUUUAAUAAUUUUAAUGAAAGAAAAAAGAAAAGGAGAUACAUAAGAUAAGUAGCACAUUGAAAUACAUUUACAGUUAGGCCGGUCCUUGCCAUAGACGAUUUAUGAUACUACAGAAGAGUCAUUGUUUCCAAUAAUUGUAACUACCCAAUGAUGAAUAUAUUAUAUUAACUGCAAACUAAAUGUACUCAACUGCCGAUUAAUCUCAGACAUACUGAUGUUGCCGUAAGAUUUUCGAAAGUAUAUGUAAUAGAAUAAGUUAGCGAUAUAUUUAAGAAAAUCCUAAAAAUAGAAAAAAAACAUUAAAAAAAAGAAAGAAAGAAAAGUGAAAAAAAA
This is a messenger RNA of Frieseomelitta varia, 3858 nucleotides long. Its product is annotated as CUE domain-containing protein 2. The transcript is spliced from 5 exons. The coding region runs from base 375 to 1235 and encodes 286 amino acids. The record is from RefSeq and is a predicted model, not a curated record. NCBI's taxonomy places the organism in Eukaryota, Metazoa, Arthropoda, Insecta, Hymenoptera, Apidae.